AUGGCAGAAUAUAUGUCCAACUCAACUACUAAUAGUGAGAAUCUACUACACUUUCGAGAGGUGGUCGAAGAUGACCCUUUUAUCGCCGUGUAUCUACUGGUAACGAUUUGCCUGUGCAUGAUGGGGACCUGUGGUAAUACUUUGGUACUGUUGACGGUGAUUAUGAACAAGAAAUUACACACUGUAUCCAAUAUAUUUAUCGUCAAUCUAGCUGUAGCAGAUAUCGGUGUCACCUCGUUGGUUGAUGCGUUCACCAUCGUCGGUAUCAUCACGUCUCGCCAAUUUUUACCUCCUCAAACUACCUUAUGCGCGUUUGUAGGUUCGUUCUGCCUCAUAUGUUGCAGUUGUUCGCUCUGGAACAUCAUGGCGGUUGGUAUUAACAGAUACAUAUAUAUAUGCAAGUCCCAUCUGUAUAGGAAGAUCUAUACAGUGCCCACCACUCUGGCGAUGGCAGCGGCCGUCUGGCUUAGCUGUUUUCUGUUAGAUUUCCCGAACUUUGUUGGUUGGGGUGAUCACGGUUACGACGCCAAGACAAUGGUUUGUUCAUACAGCCGAACAGCUAGUCUCAGCUGGUUGUUGUUUUUCGUCAUAUCAGCGGUACUCGUACCGGCAUGCAUCAUAUUGUACUGCUAUAUCAGCGUAUAUUUACUGGUUCGAAAUCAUGGUCUGACAUUCACUGGAGGAUUCCAGAGAAAUACAGUCAGACUGAAAAAAAAAGAUAUACAGUUGAUGAAAACGUUGUUUGCUAUCUUUCUCGUGUUCAUUACGUGCUGGGUUCCUUACGCCAUAGUAGUUGUAGCGGACGUCAAUGACACUUGGCCGCAUUAUAUACAUAUCACUGUUUGGAUUAUGGCACACGGAAACAGCGCAUUGGACAGUAUAUUGUACGGAGUCAUGAACAAGCAAUUCCGCGAUGGUUAUGCCGUAAUUAUCUCAUACAUAUUCUGUUGUUGCCGUGAAGCAAUUUUGAAAAGCAAUCGUGUCGGCACAACGACGGUGUCAGUACUGUCCAUGCCGACCAAACCAGAGUCGAAAGCUACACCGCGCCCUAUCAAACUAGCUGGUGUCGAAGAAGUGUCACUGUAA
This is a messenger RNA of Saccoglossus kowalevskii, 1086 nucleotides long. RefSeq names its product melatonin receptor type 1B-B-like. Lineage: Eukaryota; Metazoa; Hemichordata; Enteropneusta; Harrimaniidae. Gene Ontology annotation, molecular function: G protein-coupled receptor activity. The record is from RefSeq and is a predicted model, not a curated record. Gene Ontology annotation, biological process: G protein-coupled receptor signaling pathway. Gene Ontology annotation, cellular component: membrane.